AGACGAGUAUCAUGGUGCGAUGUUCAAGCUUGGAAGCUCUAUCCAUAAGUGCUUAUGGAAAACUUCACCAAUACUUUUACCACUAUACAACUACAUAUUUACUCCAUCAGGUGUCUCUUCUAAAUCUCAUUGCUAGCAACUCGUGUCUCAGUAUCACUCAAGACCAUGCCCCUAGAAUUUGCUUAUCGCCCCCUUCCAGGCUCUUCUUUAGACUCUCCUUCAGCAGCACCUGUUGAUGAUAAAGAAGAUGGAUAUGUCGAAUGCAAACAUUGCACGACACGUACCCGGACUCGAAGGAACUAUUGGAUUGCUCAUACUGUGAGCCUGAUUGCUAUCAUCAGUCUAUCGAUCAUUUUGAUACGCUCCUAUGAUGGUGCUCUCAUAGCUGCAAGAUGUUGGGACAUGCAUAAUUACUACUCCCCUGUCAACAAAGCCCUGGCUACUCAGCCCUACAUCACUAUCCGGUUCAACGGGUCACUCUGGUAUGAGUCCCCCUUCAAAGGUCCGCCUACCCCAGCGGUUGAAGAUGCCUGGCACUCGAUUAUGCAAUAUGGGAUGAUUUCUGUCUCCGCUUCAGACUACGAGAAAGUCAAUCACUCAACCCGCACCGCAGUCCAGUUUCCUGAAGAAGCUGGAGGUGGAUACAUGGUAACGACAGUUGGAACGCAUCAACUCCAUUGCCUACAUUUCCUCUGGCAAGACCACCAUCGUACUUACUUCCCGGACGUUUUACGCAAGGUUCAAGAUGUCCCAGAGCUAUACGAGCGGCAUUUUGAGCAUUGUGUGGACUAUAUCAGGCAGAGUAUCAUGUGUAACUUCGACACAGGUUUGGUGACUUAUGAUUGGGUCUUGGAGCAUCAAAAUCCGACUCCCAAUUCCAAUGCUAUGCACAAGUGUGUGAAUUGGGAUGUGGCGCAAGAGUGGUUACGAGACCGAGCAGUUAAAAUCCCGGACGGGUUCAAAUGGAAGCAGCCUGAGGGACAGGAAAGCCUGCCGUGGAAUCCUUGAUACCUAGAACUUAAAAGAUGGAGGGCAGAGAUUUGAAAAAUGAUAGGUUCUCGGCUACGGCCGAAGACAUGCAGUAAGAAUGU
This is a messenger RNA of Daldinia decipiens, 1091 nucleotides long. RefSeq lists its product as uncharacterized. Gene Ontology annotation, biological process: mycotoxin biosynthetic process. The transcript is spliced from 2 exons. Bases 166 to 1008 code for a protein of 280 amino acids. NCBI's taxonomy places the organism in Eukaryota, Fungi, Ascomycota, Sordariomycetes, Xylariales, Hypoxylaceae. The record is from RefSeq and is a predicted model, not a curated record.